CACUGGAUCUGAAGGCCGACGAGAAGCGAAUGCAAGACACCGGAAACCAGAAACAGACAGAAGAAAUAAAACAAAAUUGAUCAGAGAAAGUACCUGUGAAUUAGAUUCUCCGAUCCAUCGGCGAUGGAGAACUGCCGAAAUCUGAAUCGAAGAAAUGAAAAUUACCUCUCCCGUUUGUCUAUAAUUAUUAAUUUCCAUACACGAUAUAUAUUUAACGUGUUCGUUUGUUUUUUUGUCCGCCGUCAGCUUGAUGGUGGGCCCAGGCCCAUAUAUGUAAAACAGCCACUCACGUGGACGAAAAUUUUCACGAUACGAAAAAGAAAAAGUAAACCCGUAAUCGUCGUUCUCAGGCCAAAAAACCUUACAACCACCGCAACUGAUCCCCACUCCCGACGGGGUACGAGGUUCCGCCGCCGUGUCUCCGUCUCCUCUGGCGUGAUCUCCGCCGCAAAGCAUAUUAACCUUCGACGAGACUCGUCUGAAAGCGGAUGUCGAACCCAUCAAAAGAGUCGAGAGACGACACUGUGGAUUCUGUAAUCCAUUUAAGGGAAGGCGAUGAAUAUGCUCGGCUGGUUAUUUCCCAUGAUCCCGUUGCAUCCGAAACUGGUUCAUGUUCAUCGGAAACUCAAGCAGAGGUUCGGAGUAAAAAACUGAUGCGGUGGAUCAGAAGAGCGGGAAUUUGCGCAUUUAUUCUUGUUCUUAGCCUCGUUUUCGUCAAAUGGGGGAUCCCCUUUCUUUUCAAGAAGGUCCUUAUUCCAAUCUUGAAAUGGGAAGCAACGGCAUUCGGUCGUCCUAUGCUAGCCCUUGUCCUUGUUGCUUCCCUUGCAUUGUUCCCUGUGUUCUUGAUACCUUCUGGACCUUCCAUGUGGUUGGCCGGCAUCAUUUUCGGUUAUGGUAUCGGUUUUGUCAUAAUCAUGGUUGGGACCACCGUCGGAAUGGUUCUUCCCUAUCUGAUCGGGCUGCUCCUCCAAGAACGCAUCCACCAAUGGUUGAAGAGGUGGCCUGAGAAAGCCGCUGUCCUUAGACUAGCCGGGGAAGGCAGCUCGUUUCAUCAGUUCAGAGUGGUGGCUCUCUUUCGGGUUUCGCCAUUUCCCUACACCAUCUUCAACUACGCGAUCGUUGUAACGAGCAUGAGAUUCUGGCCCUACUUGUUCGGAUCCAUAGCCGGGAUGGUACCAGAAGCUUUCAUCUACAUCUACAGUGGUCGGUUGAUCAGAACGUAUGCCGAUGUGCAGUAUGGAAAUCGUCGGUUAACGACAGUGGAGAUCGUUUACAAUGUAAUCUCCUUAAUCGUCGCUAUCGUAACUACUGUAGCCUUUACGAUAUACGCCAAAAAAGCUCUGAGAGAGCUCGGGAAUGCAGAAUCUAAUGAAGAAGCAGAAGAAGGACCGCCUGGAUCGGUAUCGAAACAAGCAAGAGCCCAGUUGAAGAACGCUACGGAGAAUCAGAGUCUCCGUAUAUCGGUAUCGCCCUAAACCGAGAUUUUCCACGAUCUGUAUGUAAAAAAAGAUUGAUUCUGUGUAGUUUGUUUUUAACUACAGAUAGAAACUAAGAAAGAAAGGAGAGAAAUCUGGUGUAGGAGGAUACUAUGAAGCCUUAAUUACUCAAUUAAUUCUUUGAUUAAUGGACAUAAAUCGUGUUUUUUUUCCCAAA
Messenger RNA from Tarenaya hassleriana, 1653 nucleotides. Its product is annotated as transmembrane protein 64. The coding region runs from base 489 to 1475 and encodes 328 amino acids. Lineage: Eukaryota; Viridiplantae; Streptophyta; Magnoliopsida; Brassicales; Cleomaceae. The transcript is spliced from 7 exons. The record is from RefSeq and is a predicted model, not a curated record.